AUUUAUCUUAAAGAAUUACUAAAUGCAUAUAAACUUUAUUCGCAAAUUUCUUUGAUUAUAUCGUGAUAAAAAAUUUUCCGGAAUUCAUACUGAUAGCAAUUUGUAAAAUACGAAAUACAAGUUGAAAAACGAAGUGACUAUUCCGGAUAUUAUCGAUCAACUUCGUCCAUAAAAAAACUAAAAGACAAUUGUAAAGUAAAAAGAAGUGUAGCUUUGAAUAAUCUAUGAGUUUUAUAAUAACAAAAUAAGCAAAAUACGAUAGACAAGAAUGACUUACAUUACCAUACAUUAUUAUACAUUAUCAUACUUAUCACCAAUGUUAUCAUUUCGUAUACACAAUCAAGUGAAAAUUUUAGUCACAAUGUAUUAUUAAACCUUUGCGGUCGGAGUCGCCCAACGAGCGCAGAAAACUUGACUCUUUAGUCUACUACAUAUACUACCACGUCUAUGUUAUCGUUCAGAAAGAUAGUCGUACGCGAGCCGUUUCAUAAUACGUCUCCGCAGCUGUAAACUCAAUUGAGCGGCUAUAUGCCGACACGCGUCCGCAAGGAAAUAGUGCAAUUUAUCUUUACAAUUAGCAAUUGGCUAGCUACUUCUUACAUGAAUCAAAGUUAUAUAAGUCGAAUAAGUUGGAUAUAAUAAGUAUUAAACGCAGAAGCAGUGACUAUCAAAUCAACAUGAAGCUACUAUCGAUUCUUUUCGCGAUUCUGAUCUGCGAUCAAGUUGUUGAUGGUUAUCGCAUCCUCGGAAUAUUUCCGUAUAACGGUAAAAGUCACUGGAUUAGUCAAGAAGAAUUGAUGAAAGGCUUAGCGAAACGUGGCCAUCAAGUUGACGUAGUCACACAUUUUCCGCAAAAGAAGCCGAUACCCAAUUAUACGGAUAUCAGUUUGGCGGGUAGUAUGCCGCCUGUUAUGAACAAUGUCACCGCAAUGAGAGUCAAAGACAUGGCAGUCAGCAUGCUAUUGAUUGGAUCAUUAGCUUAUACAACGGGGAUAGAAGUUUGUCAACUGAUGGAUCACCCGAAGAUACAAGAACUGAUCAAGAACCCGCCGCAGAAUCCUCCUUAUGACAUAAUUAUUACGGAGGUAUGACUAUUAAGAAUGCUUUCGAAUAUGUGCA
Camponotus floridanus (Florida carpenter ant) is the source of this 1119-nucleotide messenger RNA. RefSeq lists its product as uncharacterized. The transcript is spliced from 2 exons. The record is from RefSeq and is a predicted model, not a curated record. Bases 678 to 1091 code for a protein of 137 amino acids. NCBI's taxonomy places the organism in Eukaryota, Metazoa, Arthropoda, Insecta, Hymenoptera, Formicidae.